CGUCACACGUCGUUAACUCGGAAAAAUCCCAGCUCCUCAUUCAUCGCGUCGUCGUUCCUUUACAUUCACGGUUUUUCUUUCGGCAACAAAUAAACAACGAACUAACAAAAGUACUUGUAAACAAAGAUGAAACGUCCCGGAAACGUAGUAACAGCGUUUUUAACAACAUCGGCGCUGCUACUUUGUCUGCACUCAGUCACAGGUGAAUACUGUGAGGUGAAUCUCUGCCACAAUGGAGGGACGUGUGUGACCGGUGUCGGAGACGAUCCCUUCAUCUGCAUCUGCGAGGACGGCUUUGGCGGAGACACCUGUAACCUGACAGAGACGGGGCCGUGCAGCCCCAACCCCUGUAAAAACGAUGGCUUGUGUGAAGUCAUCGCUCCGACCAGACGAGGGGAUGUUUUCAACGAGUACGUCUGCAAAUGCCAGCCCAGUUUCGAGGGAGUGCACUGCCAAAACAAUGUGAAUGACUGUGCCCAUCAGCCUUGUAAGAAUGGAGGGAUGUGCAGAGAUCUUAAUGGAGACUACACCUGCCAGUGUCCAUCACCAUAUGUUGGAAAGCAGUGCCAGCUACGUUGCAUUUCUCUGCUCGGGAUGGAGGGAGGUGCAAUCGAGGAAUCCCAGAUUUCUGCUUCCUCCAUGCACUUCGGCAUUCUGGGUCUCCAGCGCUGGGGACCAGAGUUGGCUCGGCUCAACAACCAAGGCCUUGUCAACGCCUGGACAUCGGCCACACAUGACAGCAACCCCUGGAUCGAGAUUAAUAUGCAGAAGAAGAUGCGUCUGACGGGCAUCAUCACCCAGGGAGCCAGUCGCCUGGGCUCAGCCGAGUACAUCAAGGCCUUUAAGGUGGCGAGCAGCUUGGAUGGAAGUACUUAUAUCACAUACAGACUGGAUGGCCAAAGGAGGGACAAGGUCUUUAUUGGCAACACGGACAACGACAGCACAAAGACCAACAUUUUUGACCCUCCCAUCAUGGCGCAGUACAUCCGCAUCAUCCCUGUGGUCUGCCGCAAGGCCUGCACCCUGCGUAUGGAGCUGGUGGGCUGUGAAGUCAAUGUAUAUUCAAACACAUCAGGUUGCUCGGAGCCUCUGGGGAUGAAGUCUCGCCUCAUCUCCGACGGGCAGCUCACGGCCACCAGCACUUUCCGCACGUGGGGAAUCGACACCUUCACGUGGCAUCCUCAGUUUGCCCGCCUGGAUAAGCAGGGCAAGACAAACGCCUGGUCUCCCGCCAACAACAACCGCUCAGAGUGGAUCCAGGUCGAUCUAGAGAGGACAGCGCGCCUCACAGGCAUCAUCACUCAGGGGGCGAAAGACUUUGGUGUGGUGCUGUAUGUCUCUGUGUUUAAAGUUUCUUACAGUAACGAUGGAGAGACAUGGAGUACGGUGAAGGACGAGGACACUGGAAAUGACAAGCUUUUCGAAGGCAACAUCGACAACAACACGCACAAGAAGAAUGUCUUCGAGGCUCCGUUCUACGCCCGAUACGUCCGAGUGGUCCCCUGGGAGUGGCACGAGCGCAUCGCUCUACGCAUGGAGCUGCUUGGCUGCGAUGACUAGAAGCUCACGUUUUGUCAUUCACCUGUUCAUCUCCACAUUCAUCCAGCUGCUCCACCUUUACGGACCACAGUGGAGAAUGGAUCAUGAACAGAGUCAACCUGUUUUGUACUUUAUGGAGAUUGUGUUGAAUAGCUUGGACUUAAACACUUGUAGCACUUUUCUGACUAGUUAUUUUUUAUAUAUAUAUAUUUUAGUUUGGCAGUGCUCACACAGAGAGUGUGUGAAACUGAAGAGUAUCUAUGGUUUUAGGAACUUUUGGAUUCUUAAGCAAACCUGAUCAAGAUUGACUUCAGAACCCCCCGCCAUUCAGGAGAUUUAGUGUGUGAGAAUUAAUGACAUUUAACAGUGAGACUGAAGUGAGACUCCUCCACUCACUCCUCCCUUUCCGAGCAUGUCAAAUAACUGAAGUGACCUCGGCAUACAAGAAAAUAUGUAAUUCUUCUUCAGUUGCAGAGUAAGUAACUCAAAGCAAUGCGUAAAAUACAUAUAAAUUCUAAGGCUACGAAAAGCAAAUUAUUAUUAUUUUGUCUGCUGAAUCAUGAUCUUAAAUACAGUUUUUUCUAUAGAAUGAAUGUGGAAAGUCUUGACUUAUUAUUAUUUUCUAUAUUUCUCUAUUUGUUUCACAUGUCAAUUUUCCGGCAAUAUUGUGUCAGUUGCAAGAAAGCACUUUUUGUUGGACUGGAAGUGUAGUUGCUGCUGCUGUGCCUGUUUUGUGUAAUUUUUUUAUUGUGUCUUAUCAGCAGGCCAGGCACAACUUGGUGCCUGACGAAAAAAUAAAACAGAACUAAAAUGACUUACUGAAGGCACUCACACAAACAUAA
This is a messenger RNA of Solea senegalensis (Senegalese sole), 2381 nucleotides long. Its product is annotated as EGF-like repeat and discoidin I-like domain-containing protein 3. Bases 127 to 1560 code for a protein of 477 amino acids. The transcript has 10 exons. NCBI's taxonomy places the organism in Eukaryota, Metazoa, Chordata, Actinopteri, Pleuronectiformes, Soleidae. Gene Ontology annotation, molecular function: calcium ion binding. The record is from RefSeq and is a predicted model, not a curated record.